AUGUGGGUGGUGAAGCUGGAGCCCGACAUCAUGAGCUACAGCACGUGGCAGCCGGCCCCGUCGCUGCUCAGCGAGAUGUCGGUGGCGAAGCUGGCACUUUCCAUCCUGAGCCACAGAACCCCGACCAGCGUGUGCGAGAAGCGCUGGCAGUGGCAGCCAGCCCGAUCGCUGCUCAUCGAGAUGUGGAUGGUGAAUAUGGAGCCCGCCAUCGAGAGUUUCCGGAUCCCGAUCCGCGCGUGCGAUCAGGGAGGGCAGUGGCAGCUAACCCUCUCGCUCCUCCGCGUGAGGUCGGUGGUGAAGCUGGAGCCCGACAUCCUGAACUACAUCACGUGGCAGCCAGCCUUUUUGCUGCUCAGCGAGAUGAUGACGAGAGGAAUCGGAGGAUCGGCGACGCGAUCGCUGCUCAAGGAGGCAUCGAAGCUGCCAGGGCCGCCAUGGUUGCCGCAUAUGCGGCCAUCGGCAUCCAUAUGA
Molecule: messenger RNA, 471 nt
Organism: Prorocentrum cordatum
Lineage: Eukaryota; Dinophyceae; Prorocentrales; Prorocentraceae
Source: the annotation of a GenBank genome assembly